AUUGCAGAAUAUAGGAUGACCGUGCAUCUGUUUGGAGCAGUGUCCUCUCCGAGCUGUGCCUGCUAUGCUCUUAGAAAGACAGCAGAAGACAACAAACACAUGUUUCCAACCGAGGUAAUUGAUAGCGUCCACAAUAACUUUUAUGUUGAUGAUUUUUUGAAAAGUCUUCCAUCUCAACACGAAGCUAUCCAAAUGGUUAAAGAUCUUGCUGCACUUUGCCAUAAAGGUGGCUUCCAUUUAACACAAUGGAUUAGCAACAAUCGUGAGGUUUUACAAACCAUUCCAGAAAAGGAUAGAUCUAAAAACCUGAGGGAACUGAAUUUAGAUCGGGAUGAACUGCCCAUUGAAAGAGCUCUUGGACUUUAUUGGUGUGUCCAGACAGACACCUUUAAGUUCAAAAUGAUGGAAAAGGAGCGACCGCAUACUAGACGUGGAAUUUUAUCAGUGGUGAGCUCAGUUUACGACCCUUUGGGAUUUCUUGUUCCUGUAACACUUCCAGCCAAACUCAUGUUACAGGAGCUGUGCAGAAAGAACUAUGGCUGGGAUGAUCAAAUUCCCCAAAGCCUCGAACAACAGUGGAUAAAGUGGCUAACAGAUCUUCAACAAGUAAACGCAUUCAAAGUUGACAGAUGCAUCAAGGCACAGGACUUUGGACAACUUGAUCAUGCUCAAUUGCAUCACUUCUCAGAUGCCAGCGAAAAUGGCUAUGGAACAGUAACGUAUCUUCGACUACAAAAUCAAAAUAAUGUACAUGUUUCUUUUCUGCUUGGCAAAUCAAGAGUGGCACCUCUCAAACAAAUCACCAUUCCUCGAUUAGAGCUUACUGCUGCUGUCCUGGCUGUUCGAAUAGAUAAGAUGCUUAGAACAGAACUGCAGCUUCCACUUGAUGAUUCUUGUUUUUGGACUGAUAGUACUUCAGUUCUUAAAUACAUAAAAAAUGAAGAAAAAAGGUUUCGUACAUUUGUAGCCAACAGAGUAUCAACCAUUCGAGAAAUAACAGACAUCACACAGUGGAGAUACAUCCAUACCACCCAGAAUCCUGCAGAUGAUGCUUCUAGGGGGUUGAAAGUGGGGAAGUUAAUCACAAACAAGCGAUGGUUAAAAGGUCCAGACUUUCUGAGGACAACAAAGGAGGAGUGGCCAGAAGUCAAUUUGGAUUGUUGCAUUGCUCCUGAAGAUCCAGAGCUCAAAAGGGAGCACAAAAUAAAUGCUGUGAUUAUUGAAACAAAUAACUCAGUGCUGAUCCGGAGCUUCACCCUGCGCUCCCCUUCCCGCACCAGGUCCCGCACCGCCGCGCAGCCUGACCGCAGCACAACUUACCCACCCCGCCGUACCCGAGCCCUGAGAGAGAGAGACGGGGAGCCGCUGAGGGGAGAGGGGAGAGAGGAGCCGCGGGUCGGAGCUUCGGACACUGCCUGA
This is a messenger RNA of Astyanax mexicanus (Mexican tetra), 1419 nucleotides long. RefSeq lists its product as uncharacterized. The transcript has 2 exons. The record is from RefSeq and is a predicted model, not a curated record. Bases 16 to 1419 code for a protein of 467 amino acids. Lineage: Eukaryota; Metazoa; Chordata; Actinopteri; Characiformes; Acestrorhamphidae.